Messenger RNA from Menidia menidia (Atlantic silverside), 2906 nucleotides. Lineage: Eukaryota; Metazoa; Chordata; Actinopteri; Atheriniformes; Atherinopsidae. The record is from the annotation of a GenBank genome assembly.
CCCGCCGCCCAAAAUAGACUGACAACAUUCUGGAUGACUUAUGAGAACUGCCAGCUGACAUAAACUUACAGUUUCCUGUUUCUAAACCAUUGAGGCGCUUGACACCUCUGUCUCUGACAAGUCUUCACACUUUCACACCAUUUAGCCAUGGGAUGCAUUCAGAAAGUGAAAAGUUUUUGGAAAUAUGUACUUCUGUUCCCAAUUACUGUCUGCAUUGUGCACAACAUUGUUCCAGCUGUGCAGUAUUUGAUAGGUUUUAUACCCAUGAAGAAGUGCACUUUGGAAAGUGCAAAUGAGCUGAAUUUGGACGUCAGUGUUGAUGCCAGCCUUAGUCUCUGGUAUAGGUCCGACGUGCAAACAUGCACGCCUUGGAGAGCUCCCAUCAUCUGGGAGGGAAUGUUUGACCCCGAACGUUAUGACAAACUGCACAAAACAGAAGGCUCCUCCGUUGCUCUUACAGUAUUUGCAAUUGGCAGGUAUUUGGAUGCUUACCUUGGGAAUUUCCUGCGCUCGUCGGAGCAACACUUCAUGCUCGGCCUGCCAGUGUGUUACUAUGUGUUCACGGACGCGCCCGAGAGGGUGCCGCUCAUCAAGCUGGGCCCGCAACGAAGUCUGAAAGUCAUCAAAGUGGCAAAGCACAGCAGGUGGCAGGAUAUUUCCAUGAUGCGGAUGAAGACCAUAUCGGACGUGGUAGAGUCAGACAUUCGCCACCACUUCACACACGUCUUCUGUUUUGACGUUGACCAGGUGUUCACGGGGAGAUUUGGCUCUGAGGUUCUGGGCGAUUCGGUCGCCCUUCUUCACGCGUACUACUACCACCUUGACCAGUACUGGUAUACCUAUGACCGCAACCAAAAGUCCACCGCCUACAUGGAAAGUGGGGAUUUUUACUACCACGCUGCCAUCUUUGGAGGCACAUGGAAGAGUGUGAAGGCCUUGACCGAUUUCUGCUACAAGAACAUCAUGGAGGAUAAACAGAACAACGUGGAGGCUGUGUGGCACGACGAGAGCCAUCUCAACAAAUACUUUUGGCUGCACAAACCCAGCAGAGUUCUCUCUCCGGAGUACUGCUGGGACACCGAAAUCGGUUACAGACGUGACAUUCGCACCCACCGACUGCUGUGGGCAACAAAACAGUACGAUAAACUGCGCAGGCCAUAGUGCAUUUGAAGUGACGUGUAAAAGAAACGUGUCAGUUCCUCUACAAACUGCCACCAAUAGCGUACAAACAGCAAGACCAUCCGCUGGAAUAUUUACUUUUCACGGGCUAGAACAGUGGUACAGAAACAUUUAUCUAUUUAUAACGCGGCUGUGUUUUGUACAUCUUGGUUCAAAUGUGUAAAAUGAUUAAUGAAGUUAAAAAAUGGUCAUUUCUGGAUAUCUUUUAUAAAAUGAAGAUGGUUCCAUUUGUGUGUCUGUUUGCCGCUUUCCCCACUCCCUAUUUUAACUCAGAAUAUUUGUGGUUGAUCCAGAGAUUGUAUUUAUAAUGGCUUUAAAAGUGAGGUUGUUCUAAAUUGAUGCUUCAUUUUUCACUUUUGAAUCCCAUUUGGUUUCCACAAACAUGUUGUAGAUAGCUUGUUGUGUUUUUUGAGGGGGGGUUGUUGUACUUCUAUUAUGUUGUUUCUCCCUCAUGUGGGAAGUUCAGGUUAGUCUACCCCUAUUUUAUGAGCUUUGGUUGUUUGUCUGUAGGUCAGUUUGGUUUCCGUUUUGUUACUGUUCAGUUGACCCCAAUUGAGUUGGGGCAAAAUCUUAGUCAUUUAUCAUUUGAGGUAUUUUGCAUUGACAUUUCACAUUGUGUUCACCAUUUUGAUUUUAUUGAAUGGAAGUUUUAUAGUUUUUAGAACACUUUUUAUCCUUGUUUAAGUCUGGUUACUUAAACCUUGUACGAUGAUGGCAUGUUUGUGCUUUAGGGGGAAAAGGGAUUUGAGAAUAGGGUAACAUUACCCCCUCUUUUACAUAUAUUUUAUUAUUCCUGCCUCUCUUCCAGUGCAGGUGGAUGGGCUCCAGCCCCAUUACGUGACUGUAUUUGAAUUAAGUGGAUAGAGAAAAUAAAGUAAUGGAUAUAUCAUUGACCUGAUAGAUGAAACAAGCCCACACCCGUAUUUGUUUGUGAGCUUUGGUUCCCACUGCCAGGUCAGCCUUCUGGGCAGCUUGUUUGUUCAUGCAGGAGAACUCGCUAACUUCUGGAUUUUAAUUUAAUACAUCACCAGAGGUGAUGCAUGAACCCAUUUAUUGUUGAUUUGCUGUUAUUAAUGUAAUUUAAAAAUUCAGUUUGUAGAAAUGUGCUUUUGAGUAACUGUAAACUCUCCUUCUGUUCAUCAUUGGAACUGUCAAGUGUAUGCAUUUUAACUGUUGUUUAAAAAAUGGAGCUGAAAAGGGUUUUGUAAAAGUCUCAUAAAUAAUCCUUAUAUCUUAAAAUGCUAUUUUUUUAAAAUAAUUUUGAGUUGUGCUUGAUUCCCAUUUUUGAUUUGCACAUUUUGCCAUUUAUAGCUUCUUUUAAGUUUCACUCAGGACUGAAGAUUUUCUUGUGUUAUGAUAUCUGAACAUUUUGAUUUUUUUUAAUAUAUGUAGAAUUUAUUGCACAGAUUUAUAGACAAUUAUGUUUUACUGUAACCCUUUCAAGUUUGUAUGCAGACAGUAUAUGCUUCCAAAACACACAUAGAACUUUUUAGCAGGAACUAUUUGAGACCGCAGGGACAUUUUUGUUUCCGACUAUGACUCAGCUUUUCUGAAAGCAACUGUAAAAUGGACAAUUUAAGGAUUAUUUUAAUUAAAAUUUUAAAGAACAUUCAAAAUGACUCUUUGUUUCAGUGCUUUUUGGGAAAAAACAGAAUGAAAAGUACAAUUCAGUCUUGACAAUGACAGUUAAUCCUGCUAAAGCUGGAAGCUCUAAACAUGUCUACAUA